GUCAAACAAUCUACUGUAUCGCAUAAGGGGAAGUAACACUGUGUUGGAGUUUGGUCAGUGGGUAAGUCCUUACCCAAGAUGGCGUCCAGAAGCAAGAAAUUUCACAAAUGGACAAUUGAUUUUACAGGAGCAAAUAGAGGAAAAGGGGAUAAACAGUUAGCCCUGACAUCACAGACAUCCUUAGCCAGACCUUAUGGGUAUGCUGAAAAUGUGAAUGUGAAAGAAGUGGAUAAGAAAGAAGCAGAUUCACAGCUCAUAGUAAAGAAAUCCUGGGAUGUUGCUCUUGGCCCGCUAAAACAGAUUCCAAUGAAUUUUUUCAUCAUGUGGAUGGCAGGAAACACAAUCUCAAUAUUCCCCAUUAUGAUGGUGGGCAUGAUGUUCUUCAGACCUAUUCAGGCUCUUAUGUCAGCCUCAAAUACUGCAUUCAAGAUGAUAGAGGGUUCACAGCAUAUAUUGCAGAAGUUUGUUUAUAUGUUUGGAAAUAUUGUGUGUCUUGCACUUGCUGUUUACAAAUGCCAAACAAUGGGCCUGUUACCUACAACACCAUCUGAUUGGCUGGCUUUUGUAGAAGCACAAAGAAGACUAGAGUGGUCAGGAGGUGGUGCUCUUCUGUGAAUGUGAUGCUGACAUUUCUCUUCAAAACAUUAUCUUGUGUAUUAUCAAAGAAGCUUCCUGCAAGAUUAAACAAUUAAAAUUUUUAUUUGGUUGAACAUUUCAGUGUAUUGAUUACUGUAAAUUAAGGUGUAGAUGGUGUCCUUCAGUGGCCUUUCGACAGUAUUUGAGCCGUGCCAUGGGAAAACCAACAUAGUGGGUGUGCGACCAGCAUGGAUCCAGACCAGCCUGCGCAUCCGCGCAGUCUGGUCAGGAUCCAUGCUGUUCGCUAACAGUUUCUCCAAUUCCAAUAGGCUUUAAAAGCGAACAGCAUGGAGCCUGACCAGACUGCGCGGAUGCGCAGGCUGGUCUGGAUCCAUGCUGGUCGCACACCCACUAUGUUGGUUUUCCCAUGGCACGGCUCAUUUAUUGUUAAAAGCACUUGUGUAUACUGUAGAAUUUGUAAAAGGGCUAUUUGAGGUUGCAGUUUUAGUCUUAGGGAUAAAAGUAUUGUAUGUGUUCUCAGCGACAGUUUGACAGACGACAAUUUGUCCUACAUCGAAGUGGGAAAAUUAUCAGUUACUUGCCAAGAACAUUGAGUCUUUAAGAUAUUUUUGUUUCCCCUCCCACAGUCCUUGCCAUUUAAAAGCUGCAUACGUAGGUUGAGAAAUUUAAUUUUUUUUUUUGUUCAAUACAUUUUCAAUAUAUAAAUAUUGUAAAUAUGUAAUUUUUUAUGAAAAAUCAGUCAUUAAUGACGUAGCUACUUACUAAUAAUGACUCCACUUUUAUAACAGCCAUAACAGCUGGUGAAUCUUUAAUGUCAGUAACAAUUAUGAAGUAAAUAAUAUUCUUUUAGAAUUAAAACCAUGCAUUUUAAAAUAGUAUUGCGUCCAUCUUUGUGAUAAAAAAGUUUUGAUAUGGUCAAUUUUUGUGGUCAGGUAGCCAGCGGGGUAUGGGGGAUGGGUGGGGGUUGAGAACAAUAUUUUAUUUUAGGCCUCAGACAUGGUGCAGAAUCCAGGAUAUGCAGGAACACGGUUUGCUUUAGAUGACAGCAGUUAACAUAAAGUUAAAUAUUGUUGAAAAACAGCAUUGAACCAAUCAAAUAAACAAAACAUUUAGUCAUGUUGUACAUUAACAAUUCAAGAAGUGUGAUAUCUUUUGAUUAUUGUGUAUAAUAGAAUAACUCUGGGGAACAACUUUGUUAAAUCUGUACUAUAUUUGCCUUUUGUGCUAGUGUAUGACAUGUGCUUUCAAUGAGAAUUUGACCCUCUUUCUCGCCGCUUCUGCCAAUUGACUCACUGGGCAUUGUGAUCAAGCACCUUGAUGGAACCAUGAACCUUCUGGUGGGUGAAAUAUACACCUCAAAUUUUCAAAAGUGUGGUUUGAACUCUGUGACUUUCACACCAAACCUAAAGUAUACAGGAAUGGAAAGUUGACCAUAGCUUUAAGUGAAUUCUUAUCUUUUGAACUUCUAUUAAUACCAGACUUUGUUUUGAACUAUUUAAAGUUCAGUUAGAAAUUUAAGAAAGAUAAGACAGUUUCAAACGUGAUUUUAUCACAUGUUUGACAUCGUGGAAGUGAAAAGUGAAAAAAAACCUUUACCUAAUUUUGGUAUUACACUAGUGUAACAAAGCUUUGAUGCUGAAGUCGUUUUAUUUGUUGAAUUGACUCUCUCUAUAAUAGGUAGAGAAAGAUGAAAUUUUGAUGUUUCAGCAAGAAAAGCUAACAUAAUUUUUAUGAUAAAAAGAAUAUUACAUUAAAUUUUGUGUCUUUCCACAUUGAAUUUAAUAAACUUGUCGAGAGCCUCAAA
This is a messenger RNA of Mercenaria mercenaria, 2401 nucleotides long. RefSeq names its product ER membrane protein complex subunit 4-like. Gene Ontology annotation, cellular component: EMC complex. Bases 79 to 615 code for a protein of 178 amino acids. Gene Ontology annotation, biological process: protein folding in endoplasmic reticulum. The transcript is spliced from 5 exons. NCBI's taxonomy places the organism in Eukaryota, Metazoa, Mollusca, Bivalvia, Venerida, Veneridae. The record is from RefSeq and is a predicted model, not a curated record.